Aspergillus caelatus is the source of this 937-nucleotide messenger RNA. RefSeq lists its product as uncharacterized. Lineage: Eukaryota; Fungi; Ascomycota; Eurotiomycetes; Eurotiales; Aspergillaceae. The transcript is spliced from 2 exons. The annotation marks the transcript as partial. The record is from RefSeq and is a predicted model, not a curated record.
CGGCGCUAAAGAUAUGCUUACCGAAUGAUACAGUUUUUGCGUUCGCUGUCUCCAAAUCGCACCUAGGCCACGAACUUCAUAUACUUUUGAUAUUCAUGAUUCUGAUCCUUAUUGUUGUCUUUUGCCACUCCCUCAUCCGAUUUUCAAUGGAGGUUUUGCGAGGUUCCAGAUCUGCUGUGGCUAUGAAUCGGAUACCAAGCAGGGCAGGGCCAACUGGCUACGCUCAGCCAGAGUAUCCCAUUCAAGUCAUUCUCGCUGGGGACGAGGAUAUUUUGACUGAAAACAAUGGUGCCAGCCGGAAGAAGGUCACGCCCCCACCUCCAGCGUAUGGCCUUUGGAGAAGUAGCGUGAGAAUUAAUCCAGACCUACUAUAUUGGCACCGCGUAGCCAGCAAUGCCCCCUCUUUGCCGCAACAUGCAAACGAGGCCCAAGGCUUGGGCGGCAAGACCCCAUUACCACGGCCCCCCAGCUACACUUCUGACAAUGGUAUCGAUUAUGUGAUUGAAGCACAACCCCGAUCGAUUACUCAAGGCCCUUCUGCUGAAUGACUCGGACGUCAAUGAUAGUCUUUAUGUGGAGCUAGUCGCCGCCUCAUCUGAUGUCGUUCAGCCUUUACGUUUCUACAAAAAACAAUUUCUUUGUCCGCCACAUCAUCACCAUUUGCAUAUCAGCUAUUAUUUUGUUAAGAUAUAUCAGGAGGUUCAUUGGGUGUUACAAUAUUUGUCUUGAGCGGGAGUUAUCGGGGCAGGAAAGCAACUAACCAUACAUAGCAGUGCUGGUCAGUCUAUAGCAUCAUGUUCAUCUUCUUCUCAUAUGUUUUUUUUUAUAGCGUUGGCCGUUCCUUAUUUCCUAAUUUUAUAUCUAUUUCACACUUUAUACUGUAAAAUGUGAAUGAAUGUAAAUAUUUAGUGCUCCGUAUCGAAGAUUUGUGAAUAUC